AUGACCUCCAAAACAGUGUGUCAUGUGGGUUCCCGGACAAUCAAGACCGGUCACCUUUCACCUUGGAUUUUACCUAAUUCUCCCUAUGAAAACCUCCUAACACUGCCUGACCUGCACCGUGCGCCGCACGGAGUUUUCUCGGUGACCGAAGCGCUGCGGGGGCCCCUAGCCAAUGAGAACCUCAAUCCCUGGCGGCCAGAACCGGGUUUGCCGGGGGCCGUCAUAGUAUUUUUUAUCAACAGGAGGACAUCAAAGGCCAGACCAGGUACGUACGGUACGGUACCUAGCGACUUGAGCUCCAGCGCUGCUCAUACCUAAAACAAUUUCUUCCCGUCGUCUACUUGUUCUUCCCGUGUCCCUCCCAACUGCCUACAUACUUACUUACCUAUCCACGUUGUCCAUCCAUCAAUUCCUCUCUCCUCAGUCUUCACGGGGAACCCUUUGUUGACUUACUCCGCCAUUCUUUCGUGCCGUGAUCAAGCUCGUCGAGGGAUGCUUCCCAUUCGUAUCCUCUAGUUCCUUUUACCUCCCCAUACCUGUUCUGUUUCUCCACAUACACAAACACAAACGCUCGUCAUGUUGAGGAAUUCGCUCUGUAGAGCUAGCUCGCAGCUCCUCCGCGGUGCUCGAUGCUCUGCUGCCUCGUCUACCGCCUCUAUCUCGACUCUCUCGGCCCGUACAUCAUCAUGGAAGCUCGCCGCCUCCCGCCGUUCUCUGGCCGUUGCUGCUCGUCGCAACUAUGCGACCAGCGCAACUUCUGCGCCUCCCGAUCCUAACGAUAACUUCCUCUCUGGAAGCACCGCUAGCUACAUCGAUGAGAUGUACAUGCAGUGGAGGCAAGAUCCUGAGAGUGUCCAUGUCUCGUGGCAGAUUUACUUCAAGAACAUGGAGAGCGGCGAGAUGCCCAUCUCUCAAGCCUUCCAGCCUCCUCCUAACCUGGUCCCAAACAUGACCGGUGGCGUCCCUCGCCUUGCUGGCAACCUGGCCAUGGAGGAUGGCUCCGAUGUCACCAACCAUCUCAAGGUUCAGCUUCUUGUCCGUGCUUACCAGUCUCGCGGUCAUCAUACCGCCAAGAUUGAUCCCCUCGGUAUCCGAGGUACCAACGACGCCAAGGGCUUCUCCAACAUCAAGCCCAAGGAAUUGACUCUCGAGCACUAUGGUUUCACAGAGAAGGACAUGGACACCGAGUAUACCCUCGGCCCUGGUAUCCUGCCUCGCUUCAAGCGUGAUGGCCGUGAGAAGAUGACUCUCCGUGAGAUUAUCGAUGCUUGCGAGAGAAUCUACUGUGGUUCUUUCGGUGUUGAGUUUAUUCAUAUCCCUGACCGUGACAAGUGCGACUGGCUCCGUGAACGUCUUGAGGUUCCUACUCCUUUUAAGUACUCUGUCGAUGAGAAGCGCCGUGUUCUUGACCGACUUAUCUGGAGUUCCAGCUUCGAGUCUUUCCUGGCCACCAAGUACCCCAACGACAAGCGAUUCGGUCUCGAAGGCUGCGAGACGCUUGUCCCUGGUAUGAAGGCUCUCAUUGACCGCAGUGUCGACUAUGGUGUCAAGGACAUUGUCAUCGGUAUGCCUCACCGUGGUCGUCUCAAUGUUCUCUCCAACGUCGUUCGAAAACCCAACGAGUCUAUUUUCAGCGAGUUCGCUGGUACAAACGGUGCCGAGGAUGAGGGAUCUGGUGACGUCAAGUACCAUCUUGGUAUGAACUUUGAACGUCCCACUCCCUCCGGCAAGCGUGUUCAGCUUUCUCUGGUCGCCAACCCUUCGCAUCUCGAGGCUGAGGAUCCCGUCGUCUUGGGCAAGACCCGCGCUAUUCAGCACUACAACAACGACGAGAAGACUCACCGCACCGCCAUGAGUGUUCUCCUUCACGGUGAUGCCGCCUUUGCUGCCCAGGGUAUCGUCUACGAGUGUCUCGGCUUCCACUCUCUCCCCGCCUUUUCUACCGGUGGUACCAUUCACCUCGUCGUCAACAACCAGAUUGGUUUCACCACUGAUCCUCGAUUCGCCCGAUCUACCGCUUACUGUACCGAUAUUGCCAAGGCCAUCGACGCGCCUGUUUUCCACGUUAACGCUGAUGAUGUCGAGGCUGUCAACUUUGUCUGUCAGCUUGCUGCCGAUUGGCGCGCCGAGUUCCAACACGAUGUUGUCAUCGACCUCAACUGCUACCGAAAGUACGGUCACAACGAGACCGACCAGCCUUCAUUCACCCAACCGCUCAUGUACAAGCGCAUCACUGAGAAGGAGCCUCAAAUCGACAUCUAUGUCAACAAGCUCAUCGAGGAGGGCUCUUUCUCCAAGGCGGAUGUCGAUGAGCACAAGCAGUGGGUCUGGGGCAUGCUCGAGGAGAGCUUCACCAAGUCCAAGGACUACACUCCUACCUCCAAGGAGUGGACCACCUCUGCUUGGAACGGCUUCAAGUCUCCAAAGGAGCUGGCCACCGAAGUUUUGGCUACUAACGAGACAAGUGUCAAGAGUACUACUCUCGAGCAUAUCGGCACAGUCAUUGGAAGCACCCCCGAGGGCUUCCACGUUCACCGCAACUUGAAGCGCAUUCUCGCCAACCGAACCAAGUCGGUUGUUGAGGGCAAGAACAUCGACUUCCCUACUGCCGAGGCUCUGGCCUUUGGUUCUCUCGUUACUGAGGGCUACCACGUCCGUGUCUCCGGUCAGGAUGUCGAGCGUGGUACCUUCUCUCAGCGACACGCUGUCUUCCACGACCAAGAGACCGAGGAUACCUACACUCCCCUUCAGCACCUGAGCCAGGACCAGGGCAAGUUCGUCAUCUCUAACUCUUCCCUCAGUGAGUUUGGUGCUUUGGGCUUUGAGUAUGGUUACUCGCUCUCCUCGCCCCACGCCCUUGUCAUGUGGGAGGCACAGUUCGGUGACUUUGCCAACAACGCUCAAUGUAUCAUCGACCAGUUUAUCGCCUCUGGCGAGGUCAAGUGGAUGCAGCGAACCGGUCUUGUCAUGUCUCUACCCCACGGUUACGAUGGCCAGGGACCCGAACACUCUUCUGGGCGUCUGGAGCGAUACCUUCAGCUCAGCAACGAGGAUCCCCGUGAUUUCCCCACUGGUGAGAAGCUUGUCCGUCAACACCAGGACUGCAACAUGCAGAUCGCCUACAUGACCUCUCCUGCCAACUUGUUCCAUAUUCUCCGCCGCCAGCUGCACCGCCAGUACCGCAAGCCCCUCGUCAUCUUCUUUUCCAAGUCCCUUCUCCGUCACCCUCUGGCUCGUAGUAACAUUGAGGAGUUCACUGGUGAGAAUGCUGGCUUCCAGUGGAUUAUCCCGGAUCCUGAGCAUGAGACUGGUGCCAUCAAGGCUCCCGAGGAGAUUGAGCGCGUUAUUCUCUGCAGCGGUCAGGUCUGGGCUGCCCUUCACAAGCACCGUUCCGAGAACAACUUGGAUAACGUCGCCAUCACUCGUAUUGAGCAGCUUAACCCCUUCCCUUGGCAACAACUCAAGGAGAACCUCGACCAAUACCCCAAUGCCAAGACCAUCGUCUGGUGCCAGGAGGAGCCUCUCAACGCCGGUGCCUGGAGCUUCACUCAGCCCCGUAUCGAGACUCUGCUCAACAACACUGAGCACCACACCCGCAAGCACGUCAUGUACGCUGGCCGAAACCCCAGUGCUUCGGUCGCCACUGGUCUCAAGCAAGUUCACAUGAAGGAGGAGCGUGAACUCCUUGAGAUGGCUUUCACUGUUAAGCAGGACAAGCUCAAGGGCGAGUAAGCGGAUGAAGACUGAAGGAAUAGGUUUAAUGGGGGAUUGCAAUAUGGAUAGUAUGGUAUGGUAAUUGCAUGGCCACUAAUCGUUUGGGAGGGAAGAAUUUUAUAAAAGCCGCUGGAUCUGGGGAGCAAUUGAGCUUCUCAUGUAAACCACUUGUAUCAUACCCUCCUAGACGAAGGACAUUUUUGCCCUAUAUUGGCAUGGGCUUGGGAACGACAUAGCAUGAUUUCUUUUUACGGUUUAAGAGUACAGAGCACCUGACGGUUCGUUUCAUUUUCUUCAUCUGGCGUUGCGCAGACGAUACAUCUAUCCCACCUACUGAUAUUCACAUGUGUUUCAAAGUACAAGUAAGUGAGUAGGUGGGUUUAUUCUUCGAUUGUAUGUAGUAUCUCAACAAGAUGCAAUGCUACCUUGGCGCGUCAAUCUCAACCUCAACCUGCCACGGUCGUACGAUCCCGUCAUCGCCCGUUGUAACUAGCAUCUCCUCUUCCCCGCGCCGCUCCGAGCCGGCAUCGUAUCUCCGGCACCAGGUAAUAUGAUUAACCUCGAAGGGUCCAUGAGCUCCGGUUUGCGAAGUUAGGAGUCUCCAAUUCGUCUGCUGUUGCUUGCCCUCCUCAGUGUUACCCAUGGUUUGGUCUUGGGGGUCGAUUGUCGUGACAUGUUGCUCCGAGUCCUCGGCGUAAAGCGCAACGAUACCGUCACUGCCAGUACUCGCUACGAGCCCUGUCUGGGCACUCCAUGUCACAGAAUAGAUAUCACGGGUGUGCACCUUGGGUAAGACAGAUGUGCAUGCCCACUCUUCUCGUAGAGAUCUCCGCAUCGUAUUGGGGAUUCCACCAAGAGCACCGGCAUCACCUCCCGUUCUAUUCUCCUCCGCCUCAUCGUCCUGCUUCAAUGUCCACACCCUGAUAGUGUUAUCGGCAGAAAAUGUCAAGAGUCGCGGGAAGCGAUCUCCCUCCCGGGGUCGUUGCUCCCAUUGAAGCCCCCAGACAGUGCCCUCGUGACCUUCAAGAACAGCAACACAAACCCAUUCUGCAUCGCCAUCUUCUCGCCAGAUGCGCACUGUAUUGUCAUAACUUGCGCUGGCUAGCACGUCGGCCGAGUAGCUGCGUCGGGCGUUGCGACCAGGGACGUCGGGACACCAAGCGACAGCCUUGACAUCACCCUCGUGUUCGUUAAGCACGGCGAUAGUCUCCCACUCGUCGUCUUCCUCGGAUGCGCCGAUAUCCUCCCAUAUCCAGACUGACUUGUCGCGCGAGCAGGUAGCGAGAUAAGAACCCGAGGGGCUGAAAGCGCAAGACUUGAUUUCCGAGUCGUGGCCCUCGAGCACGAGCGUAAACUCCCACUCCUUGCUGGUAGUAUCGCCAUCAUCGUCGCUAUCAUCAUCGUUUCUCCUCCGCACGCUCUGCGCCGUGACCUCAACCUCGAGCCCCCCCUCGUUCUGUUCUUGGCCCUCCCAGCGCCAUAUUCCAGCUGUAGAGUCAAAGCUGCCAGUGACGAGACAUAGGUUGCCGGGGCGCAGAUGGGGCUUCCAUGCGACAGAGCGGACGGAGCGGGUGUGGCCUCCGGUAAGGACGCUGUGGGCCGAAGCAGUCGAGAGAGAGAACACAGUGACGGCCUUUCCGUGGGCGGUUGCGAUCAGAGGAAGAGUUGGGUGAGGAACCGAGGCCCAGGCGCGUUCGUGAAGGUCAGGUUUGAGGGGCGUGAGGGCAGUGAUGGAGGCCGAAGUCGGCGCCAUGAUGAGCGAAGCCGCGAGGGCAAUUGACGACGGGCGAUGGAGAUUUCAAUGUUUGAGAGUGUUGUUCGGCUGGAUUAGGCUGUCAAGGUAAUGACCAAGAAAGAGUUGAGGUGGUGAAGUUUAAUGGUUCAUUUGAGCAUUUCCCCUCCUUGGGCCAAAAAGUUGACAAUGUGAUUAAUGGAUGAUGGAUUGGGGGGGGGGUUGAGUGAUAAGAUAAGGACGUAGUACCUAAGGUUAACUACCUAAGUUAAUAGCGAGAACCCCUCCGUCAUUAAGGUAGUAGGUUGAGUCAGUGACGUACUGAGCAUGGGUCUGAGUAGACUCAAGUUAGGUACCUACGCUGAUCAAGUCGCAUAAAAGAAGCCGCAUCAAUUUUUACAAAAUGACGGAUAGAUACUUAGAUAGGUACUCAACUUGUUAUGUACAUAAAUAACAGAUUUAAACAACCUUUGAAUGGACCCACAACCAAGCCUCCUUCACAUCACCUCCAGGCCUCAAGUUCUGCUCCCUUGCUCUCUCGAGACCCCCCUUUCUGAACCCUCCUGGAAGGAGAAGCCAUACCAGAGUGAUAGCACCAAGGAGCCCGACUAUUAUAGGCUGUAGAACCUGGACUCCGGUCUUUUGCGCAAUUGCACCAACCGCAAAUGGUCCCACAGCUGCACCGCCUCCUCCGACCGCAGCCGCGAACCCGAUGGCACUGACGUGAUAAUCAGCUGGGAGUAACUUGGUUGCAGCAACCAUGGCAGCAGGGAACAGAGGCCCCAGAAAGAACCCAAGAAGCAUGACGAAGAUGACGGAGGCGACGAAGUUGGGGACAAGCCAGUACAGCAGUUCCAACCCUAUGGAGAGCACAAGAUAGACCAUGAUGGCCGUCUUCUCACCAGUCCUCUCUGUGACGAAGCCCAAAACAACCCGACCCAAUGUCAGCCCGAGCCAGAACAGUGUCACUGUCAGGCCAGCAAGGAAAGGUUUGGCAUGUCGUACUCGAAGCAUGAAAGUGACAAUCCAACCCCCCAAGCUGACCUCAGUCGCAACGUACCCCAGGAGGAAGACGGCCACUAUCCAGGUGAUGGGUUUCUUGAGUGCCAUGCGUGCUGUUGCACGGUCUUUGGCUUCGUCGUAGCGAACUCGCUGUCGAUACACUUGGCCGGUUGCACCCGAGAACGCGGCUGUUCCGACAACAAGCUCAACCACAGCAAGUCCUAUCAUGAUAUAGUAGAAGGUGUACCAGUUCAGUUUCCCCUCAGCUACCAUGGCGGACGCGAUCAGAGGGCCAAUGGUACCACCGAGGCCAUAGGCGCCGUGGAGGAAACCCAGGAGCUCGUUGGCUCUGUGCAUGUUGCCAAUCCAGGCAUUGUAGCCGCUAUCUUGGAUGCCGUUACCGAAGCCACUAAACAGCAUCACACAGGGUAGCGCUGGGAAUGGAGGGUGAAGUGCCACGGGAAUGUAGGCGGCGAGGCGACAGAGAGGCCCAAGAACUGCAACGCCUCGUUGGCCUAGGGUGUAGUGUAUCCAGUUGUUGGUGAGUGCAGCGACUACAUAACCAGCUACGGGUACGAGAAAGAGAGUAGAGACGGUGGUGUAGUUGAUGCCAUAGUAUGUCUCGAUCUAUUCACAUUAGAGAUGAGGAGUAGACGAUUCAGUGGAAGACACGCACAUAUGGCAGCAGAGCCUGUGUGUGGGCAGGUAUAGUAGUUAGUAGACCGAGUCAGUCUGGUAGAGGCAGUAAGUUGACCUACCCCUGGAGAUGCAUCAUUCAUGCCCAUGAUGAGAAAUGAGAAAUUGGUGGCAUAGUAACGAUACGAGUUUAUUCGAGGGCUGUUCCAAUGCUCAAGUUCAUUGAUCGACUCUCCGCUGUCGGGCUGCUGCAUGGCCUCCACAGAGCCCAGCUUCUCUUCUAACUCGUUGUCAUGAUGAUUCUGUUGUUGAGUUUGCGCUAUCUGGCAAGACUUCGAGUUCGAGUUCAUUGAAGGGUCAAUAAUAAGCUUAAACGUUGAUUCUGAUUGGUUUCGUAGUACAGAUAUGUUUGUCGGAAGAGA
Messenger RNA from Fusarium verticillioides 7600, 7506 nucleotides. RefSeq names its product oxoglutarate dehydrogenase (succinyl-transferring), E1 component. Gene Ontology annotation, molecular function: thiamine pyrophosphate binding; oxoglutarate dehydrogenase (succinyl-transferring) activity. Gene Ontology annotation, biological process: tricarboxylic acid cycle. NCBI's taxonomy places the organism in Eukaryota, Fungi, Ascomycota, Sordariomycetes, Hypocreales, Nectriaceae. Bases 577 to 3732 code for a protein of 1051 amino acids. The transcript has 2 exons. The record is from RefSeq and is a predicted model, not a curated record. Gene Ontology annotation, cellular component: oxoglutarate dehydrogenase complex; mitochondrion.